UUUCAUUGGAAGAGAGAGUCGAAGAUAAUUUUGCGCAGUUUCUAUCCUCAAGUUGAUAUCUUUGUUUUUUUUUUAACCCAAACAGAAAAAUCACAGCUCUUUAACAAUGUCUUUUAACAAGGGUCCUGCCUACGGACUAUCAGCGGAAGUCAAAAACAAGAUCGCACAGAAGUAUGACUCUCAGAAAGAGGAAGAGCUGAGGGUCUGGAUCGAAGACGUAACCGGCGCUUCCAUCGGCCCCGACUUCCAGAAAGGCCUGAAGAAUGGAGUCAUUCUGUGCGAACUUAUCAACAAACUUGCCCCGAACUCUGUGAAAAAGAUCAACCAGUCAGCACUGAACUGGCAUCAGCUGGAGAACCUGACAAACUUCAUCAAAGCCAUCACAGUGUAUGGUCUGAAGCCUCAUGAUAUCUUCGAAGCCAACGACCUGUUUGAGAACGGCAACAUGACGCAGGUCCAGACGACAUUACUCGCGCUCGCCAGCAUGGCGAAGACUAAGGGUUGCCAGUCACGGGUGGACAUUGGGGUAAAGUACGCUGACAAGCAGGAGAGGAUGUUUGACGAGGAGAAGAUGAAGGCUGGACAAUGCGUCAUCGGCCUACAGAUGGGGACCAACAAGUGCGCCAGUCAGGCAGGCAUGAAUGCAUAUGGCACCAGGAGGCACUUAUAUGACCCCAAAGUUCAAAUCCAGCCCCCCAUGGACAACACAACCAUCAGUCUACAAAUGGGAACCAACAAGGGAGCGAGCCAGGCUGGGAUGACUGCUCCAGGGACAAGGCGUGCCAUUUACGACCAGAAGCUGGGCACAGACAAGUGUGACAACAGCACCAUGUCUCUACAGAUGGGCUUCAGCCAGGGAGCCAACCAGAGCGGCCAGAACUUUGGCCUGGGACGGCAGAUCUAUGACGCCAAGUACUGUCCUAAAGCUGGAGAGGUUCCAGAUGAUCAAAACGGGGCAGGUGUCUCCCGUGACUUCAUCCCGGAUUACCAAGACGAGGGUUACCAAGGAUACCAGGAGGAAGAACAGGUGUACCAAGAUGAUGGGACAGAUUAUUAGGAGGAAGGAGGGAGUGUAGGAAGGGAAAGAGGUUGUAUAAAGGAGGGAUCUUCUGCAAGAAAACCUCAAGGCAGGCAGUCUGUCUUUGUGUUUGGUAUUUUUUUUUAUCCACAGGAUGUUGCACUUUUUUUUUUUUUUUGGGGGGGGGUGAUAUCCUUUUUAGUGUUAUGAAAUUGUUUUCUUACCCCUGUUUGUGCAAAUCCAAUGUUACACAUAUCAUGAACUGCAUUUCUGUGAUUUUUAUAUUUAAAGUGACUACAAAAGCCAGUCUUUUUGGCUUAGCUAGUUUUCUAUGCCAGGGACUAUAUAUUUUUUUUUUUUUUUUUUUUUUUAUGUGCCAAAGCCCCAACAUUUGUUUGGUUUUUUUGGCUGACUCAUUAGUUAUGUUAAGGGAGAUCCCUAGGUUUUUGUAAAGGCAACACAAAAUAUUAGGGAAUUUUUUUAAAUAAAGGUUUAUAAGAAAGUGCAUGUUUUGAACAAAACACCCAUGCUUGUGUUAUCUGUGUAAACGACGAAUUUCUGUGAAUGAGACUGUUUUGUUUGUUAGUACUUGAGUAUCUUCAUUCAGUAUUGGUCAUUGACAUAUACAGUAGUACAGUUUUGGUUAUUCAGGAAGAUGAAGAAACUGAAAGAAAAAUGGAUUUUUAUAACCGACAAAGUAGUCACAACUUUUUUUUUUUUUUUUUUUUAUAUAAAUAUUCUGUCUUUUCUGUCAUUCAUUUCAGUUAUUUCUGUCUUUUUUUUUUUUUUUUUUCCCCUCUUUAAUGGAGGAAAUAUUUCCUUGUUUGCAUAACCAGUCCAACUGGAGUUAAGCUUGUUUUCUUUGGCUUAAAGACAGUGGGGGGAGGAUAUAAUAAUACUCAAGUGAAGUUUUGAACAUUCCAAGCAAGAAUACUGGAUUCUUUGGUCGGUGAGUAAUGUUUAAGUGAAUCAUAUUAAUAUUGGUUGAUCUGCAAACCAAUCAUACAAUUAUAUUUGAUUAUUUAUGCAUAUUUGUGAUUUUUUUGAAUGGGGGGGGGGGGGUUAUUUUGUACCUUGACUCUGAAUAUCAUUUUGUAUUAGACUAUGCCUUUUCCUCUGGAAUAAUCUUUAGGACCCUGGAAAAAGAUGUUUGACGUGAGAAGUAUGCCUUUGUGAAUACGGUGUAAUAAAGAUGUGUAUUCAUUA
Molecule: messenger RNA, 2224 nt
Organism: Micropterus dolomieu (smallmouth bass)
Lineage: Eukaryota; Metazoa; Chordata; Actinopteri; Centrarchiformes; Centrarchidae
Gene: cnn2
Product: calponin 2
Exons: 7
Coding region: 107-1057 (316 amino acids)
Biological process (GO): actomyosin structure organization
Molecular function (GO): actin binding
Source: RefSeq, a predicted model, not a curated record